Molecule: messenger RNA, 5204 nt
Organism: Sphaerodactylus townsendi
Lineage: Eukaryota; Metazoa; Chordata; Lepidosauria; Squamata; Sphaerodactylidae
Gene: GATA2
Product: GATA binding protein 2
Exons: 6
Coding region: 585-2045 (486 amino acids)
Biological process (GO): positive regulation of angiogenesis; positive regulation of miRNA transcription; cell fate commitment
Cellular component (GO): nucleus
Molecular function (GO): RNA polymerase II cis-regulatory region sequence-specific DNA binding; zinc ion binding; DNA-binding transcription factor activity, RNA polymerase II-specific
Source: RefSeq, a predicted model, not a curated record
AGGUUGAGGCAGCCUCCCUCCUCCUUGGCAGCCCCGCUCGCUGGCUGGCUGGCUGGCUGGCUGGCUGGCGCUGCCUCCUGCCCAUUCAUCAGCCGCCGGGCCCCCCUGGCGGCUCCUCUUGAUUCAGAUCCACCCGAGGCAGCGCCGGGGCACAGGCGAAAGGGUGGUCGCGCUCAGCAACUCCAGAUGUGCCAGCUGCAAAGCCCGGCCGCUCCAGCCCGCGCCGCCUCCUGCCCAGGCAGCACCUGAGGACGCCCGGAGCGCCCCCCCGCCCCCCCCCCCAGCCACCGCCUUUUUACAGACGUCCCCGCAGGAAUCAAGGCUCCAGGACCGCAGAGAGAAGCCAGCGGGCAGGACAGCUGCUGGGGAGAAAAGGUGGUGGCCCCCAGGUGUGCGGCAGGAGCAUCUGGCAACAACUUCCCUUCCCAACAGAGGGACGCCUCGGGCACUUUUGACUCCCUUCGGAGACCAGCCGUUCUUUUGAGAGCCCGGCCGCUUAAAACGAAACUCCAAUAACCGAACGGAAGGAAAAGAGCCAGUUUGAGGGCCGAGGGAGGGCUUGAGGUGGGGAGAAGGCCACAGCCAUGGAGGUAGCCACGGACCAGCCCCGCUGGAUGGCCCACCACGCCGUGCUGAACGGGCAACACCCGGACACUCACCACCCGGGCCUGGCUCACAACUACAUGGAACCGGCGCAGCUCCUACCUCCGGACGAAGUGGACGUCUUCUUCAACCACUUGGACUCGCAGGGCAACCCCUACUACGCCAACCCGGCCCACGCCCGGGCCAGGGUCUCUUACAGCCAGGCGCACGCCCGCCUGACGGGGAGCCAGAUGUGCCGGCCCCACUUGCUGCACAGCCCCGGCCUGCCCUGGCUGGACAGCGGCAAAGCGGCCCUCUCGGCGGCCCACCACCACAACCCGUGGACGGUGAACCCCUUCACCAAGGGGCCCCUGCACCCGUCGGCGGCCGGCGCGCCCCCCGGCGCCCUCUCGGUCUACCCCGGCGGCGGCAGCUCGGCCUCCAGCGCCGCCUCGGCCUCGUCGCUCACGCCGGCCUCGCACUCGGGCGCCCACCUCUUCGGCUUCCCGCCCACGCCGCCCAAGGAGGUCUCGCCCGACCCCGGCGCCGCCCAAGGGGGCAGCAGCAGCAGCAGCGCCGCCUCGCCCGCCCGCCACGACGACAAGGAGCCGCAGCUCAAGUACCCUCCGGUGUGCCUGGCCGACGGCAUGAAGAUGGAGAGCGCCAGCCCGCUGCGCACCAGCCUCGCCGCCUCCAUGGGCGCCCAGCCCGCCACCCACCACCCCAUCCCCACCUACCCUUCCUACGUGCCCGCCGCCCACGACUACGGCGGCAGCCUCUUCCACCCGGGCGGCUUCCUCGGCGGGCCCGCCUCCAGCUUCACCCCCAAGCAAAGGAGCAAGGCCCGGUCCUGCUCAGAAAGAAAUCCGGUUUCUUCGUGUUUCCAUUUAGAAGGCAGAGAGUGUGUCAACUGUGGAGCUACUGCCACCCCUCUCUGGAGAAGAGACGGCACUGGGCAUUACCUGUGUAACGCCUGCGGGCUCUACCACAAAAUGAACGGUCAAAAUCGACCUCUCAUUAAACCUAAACGGAGAUUGUCAGCAGCUAGGAGAGCAGGAACCUGUUGUGCCAACUGCCAGACAACCACCACCACCUUAUGGCGACGUAAUGCAAAUGGGGACCCAGUCUGUAAUGCCUGUGGACUUUACUAUAAAUUGCACAAUGUGAACAGGCCUUUGACCAUGAAGAAGGAAGGAAUUCAGACCAGAAAUAGGAAAAUGUCCAACAAGUCCAAGAAAUGCAAGAAAGGCUCUGAGUGUUUUGAAGAACUUUCUAAGUGCAUGCAAGAGAAGUCUUCUCCUUUCAGCGCAGCUGCCCUUGCCAGUCACAUGACACCCAUGGGGCACUUGCCACCUUUCAGCCAUUCUGGACACAUCCUACCAACACCUACCCCCAUUCACCCAUCUUCCAGCAUCUCAUUUGGACACCCACAUCCAUCCAGCAUGGUCACAGCCAUGGGAUAGAAUCUGAAGACCCAAGGACAUGAACAAAAGACCUAAAAACACUGGGCUUUGCCUAAGAUGACACCAAGGAAAGAUUUUGCCCAGAAGAGAGAAUGUAGGAAAGGAAGGGAAAAAAGGGGAUCUCAUUCCAGUGUGGUUCAACUCUGUGCUGGACCUUGCAAUGAUGAGUCUUCUGCAGAAAUGCUUAAUGGUGCCUGUUAUGCACUUUGCCCCCUCAGGUAAAAGGAGAAAGAGGAACUCACCUGUUUGAUAGGAUACCUGCUGGUCCCAGCAGAAAGCAAAGGUGGCUGAAGCGGUAGAAGAAGCUGGAGCCAGCUUUCCUUUCUCUUUGUUAAUUACUGUGAAUAUUGUAAAGAGAUUAGUGGCCUCCCAAGGCAGAGGAAGCUGAGUGGUAGCCACCCAUGCUGGAUUUCUAUCACGGACUUUGUUUUGGGGGAAGAAAAAUGGACAACUUUAUAAAAAUCUACUUUUUAAGAAAACAAAUCAGACACAGAAAAAUCAUUAUUUAUUUUGCUCAUAUUCCAGAAGGAGCUUCAAAACCCUUGCAUGUAUUUGUGGAUCUUUUUUUUUUCAAAGAACCAUCCACCCUAGUAGGAAAAAGAGUUGUUUUUGAUUGCUUAAUGGCCAUUCUUUUGAUUUUCUUUCUUGCUCUUAGAUUAAAAAAAAAUACUACUAGGAAGUGGAUGUGUGUGAGAGAGGGAAACUUGUAGCUAUCAUAGGUUACAGUAGCCUGAAAGUGCGGCUUAUUUUUAGAUAUAAUUUCUGCAAUUUUCCUCAAUGUGAAGAUCUUUUUUAAAAGCACGGCUUCCUGCAAGAAGACAUAUACACUGGACACAUGGCUUAAAGGUUUUCCACAUGGAACAAUCCUGCAUUGGCUGGACGAUAACAUACAGGAAGUCAGCCUGUCUUCCCCAUCAGGCUUCUCUGAGCUUUAGGGAGCAACAACAGAUGCCUCACACACCAGGCAGCCUUGCCCUAGUCCCCUCCUUGUUCAGUCUGAGUGUUUCGCUGUGCUAACAUCUGAUAAGAAAACAGUUCUGUCCCAAAGCCUGCAUACAUCUGGCCAAAGAGAUGUCACUACUUCAGAUGAUCCCCACUUGGCUCUUUGUCCAUUACAUUCCUUGAGUUCACACCCCCAAACUGUGCAGCCUUCGCUUACUCGGCCUCUGUGUGCUAUUCUCCACAGCCACCUGUUUAGUGCAGGGAUGCCCCCUCUUCCUCCCAUCAGGUAGAAUCAUGAGAAGAAACUUUUCUGCAGCCCCAGUGGCUGUUCUGAAUAUCUCCAUCUUGUACUAGGCCUCAGGAAUUUCCAGUUCCCACUCCCUUUGGAAUUUCAACCCCCACCCCACAUGUUGCUGCUGUUAUUUCAGUAGGUCUUGUGUGGAAUGCCUGUUUCAUAUAAAUACAAGCAGAAAAAUAGCAUGCUUCCUCCUACUAACUCAUACCAUUGGUCAGUCUAGCCCAGCAAUGUCUGCUUUGAAUGGAUGGAGCAUUAGUUCUCAGGCAAGAUCCCCCCACCCGACCCGUCCCGUCAACAGGAGGUGCCAAGUAUCGAACCUGAGGUCUUCUACUUAUAAAGCAUGUAUGCUGCUGUAGAGCAGCAAACUUCCUGCUCUGGUAGAUUGCCCUCUUGGGCCUUACACACAGCACAUCCCAAUUCAGGGCAGGGAAAAGUAAGCUUUAACAUGGCAAGUACUGGUCAUGUUCUUUUGAUUUAUUCCAUCAGCACAGGUUGACCAGGAUACAAGACAUCAGCACAGGUUGACCAGGAUACAAGCACAGGUUGACCAGGAUACAAGCAGAUUUAAGCUAAUCUGCUUAAAAUUUUUAAUAUUGUGUCCAAGCAUAGUUUGAGUUUGCUGUUUACAAAACAUUCAAGUCACUAUAGAUUUCCCAUUUGGAGAUAGAAAGAUCCACCAGACAGCAAGGUGGAGAGACACCCAGAAAGAAUCCUUUUCUGAUUUUUACACUAGUUCAAAUGUAGCAACAGAUGCUGAACAAGGGAAGAUAUUCUGGUAAAGGGGAGAACGGGGUAUGCCAACAGUUUGCUGUAGUACAUCUUUUUUUAUUUUUAUGAAAGAACAAUGUUGGGAAAAGUUGUCUCCCAUUUUGAAACCACAUUGUAUGUAAACAACUGAAAAAUAAAGCUCUUGCCAGUGUGAAGUGUAUUCUCUUAAUUGUGAUGAUCUGAUGACUCUCAAGAUCACAAGGUCCAGUAUAUGAUGUACAUAUUUAGCUAUAUUUCUGAUGAAAAACGCCCCUGUGAGCAGAGGGGUUUGAUGAUGUAAACUGCAUAAGCUUUGCUCUGUGACAAGCUUUUUAUUGUUUUUAAAAAAUUUUAACUAAGCCAAUUGUAUCUUAACUGCAAAAGUCUGCUUAAAACAAAAAGGUGUACGUUGUCCCCCCCCCCAUAUGUAAUUCAGCUAUUUGAUAAAGAAAAAAGGACCAACCAUCCAAAGCAAAUCUGCUUUCCUUUUUUGUUCUAGUAUGUGUAGGCACAUAUAGCUGCACUUUGUAAAGAAGUAGAAAUAAACAUAGAAAAAAAGAGGGAAAAUUCUACUUGAGAAUAAUCACAUUUGCAAUUGACCAAGAUGGAAAUUAACAAUCCCCCCCUUGAGUUUGUGUGUUUUGGGGGGGCUUUUAAAGUAUGGUACAAUUAAACAUGAUUUUGUAAACCAUUCAAAUUCCUUUAGGAUUGGAACUGUUUGGGUGGCUGGAUGUGAGGACGAAGGAGGUUACUGAUAAUAGGGAGCAAUCUAACCAGCGCUGCUGCUGCUACUGUACAGUUGCUGUUGACUUCUGGGGGUGAGAGCUCUGGCCAAGCCCCACUGAAAUUAAUGGCGGCUGCACAGCAGGCGAGCUUGCUGGAUGGGAUCCACAGUCGACAAAGUGCAAUAUAUUGUCAGUCACUGCAGCGUAGAAGAACCGCAGUCAGGAUUUAAAUUAUUUUGUACUUGUAUCAGCAUAAAGAUUUGGCAGUAUUUUCUGUUUGUUUUUUUAAUUUUUCCUUAAUUUUUGGAUUAGUGAACUAAGUUAUUGUUAAUUAUGUACAACAUGUUUAUAUAUUGUCUGUAAAAAAGUGUAUGCUUCCCUCAUAUUCCUUCAAGGUGAAUACUGCUAAGAAUAAUAAAAAAUACCCUUUUUUGUGAAAAAAAAAAA